AUGGAUCUGCCGGCGAACCUCACCUGCUUUACCCUCUCCACCCCCGCCCCUCUGGAGACCAACCGCAGCUUCGACGCAGAAGACCCGCGCCCCAGCCUGCGCCCGCUCUCCGUCUUCGGCGUGCUCGUCCUCACCGUGCUGGGCUUCCUGGGGGCAGCCACGUUCGCCUGGAACCUGCUGGUGCUGGCGACCAUUCUCCGCGUGCGCACGUUCCGCCGCGCUCCGCACAACCUGGUGGCGUCCAUGGCCGUCUCGGACGCGCUGGUGGCUGCUCUGGUCAUGCCGCUGAGCCUGGUGCACGAGCUGUCCGGGCGCCGCUGGCAGCUGGGCCGGCGGCUGUGCCAGCUUUGGAUCGCCUGCGACGUGCUCUGCUGCACGGCCAGCAUCUGGAAUGUGACGGCCAUCGCGCUGGACCGCUACUGGUCCAUCACCCGCCACCUGGAAUACACGCUCCGUGCCCGCAAGCGCAUCUCCAGCGUCAUGAUCACGCUCACCUGGGCGCUCUCCGCAGUCAUCUCCCUGGCCCCGCUGCUCUUCGGCUGGGGGGAGACCUACUCUGAGGGCAGCGAGGAGUGCCAGGUGAGCCGCGAGCCCUCCUACACCGUGUUCUCCACCGUGGGCGCCUUCUACCUGCCGCUCUGCGUGGUGCUCUUCGUGUACUGGAAGAUCUACAAGGCGGCCAAGUUCCGCGUGGGCCCCCGGAAGGCCAACAGCGUCUCCCCCGUAUCCGAAGCUGUGGAGGUGAAGGCCUCUGCCCGGCGGCCCGAGACGGUGUUCGCGGUCCGCCACGCCACUGUCACCUUCCAGACAGAAGGGGACACGUGGAGAGAACAGAAGGAGCAGAGGGCCGCCCUAACGCUGGGCGUCCUCAUUGGGGUGUUCGUGCUCUGCUGGACCCCCUUCUUCACCACGGAGCUCGUCAGCCCCCUGUGCUCCUGUGACAUCCCCGCCACCUGCAAGAGCGUCUUCCUGUGGCUCGGCUACUCCAACUCCUUCUUCAACCCCCUGAUCUACACGGCCUUCAACAAGACCUACAACAGCGCCUUCAAGAACUUCUUCUCCAGGCGCCGGGGACCGUGA
This is a messenger RNA of Kogia breviceps (pygmy sperm whale), 1080 nucleotides long. It is a transcript of the gene HTR5A, whose product is annotated as 5-hydroxytryptamine receptor 5A. The record is from RefSeq and is a predicted model, not a curated record. Lineage: Eukaryota; Metazoa; Chordata; Mammalia; Artiodactyla; Physeteridae. Gene Ontology annotation, cellular component: plasma membrane; dendrite. Gene Ontology annotation, molecular function: neurotransmitter receptor activity; G protein-coupled serotonin receptor activity; serotonin binding. Gene Ontology annotation, biological process: adenylate cyclase-inhibiting serotonin receptor signaling pathway; chemical synaptic transmission; G protein-coupled receptor signaling pathway, coupled to cyclic nucleotide second messenger.